This is a messenger RNA of Periophthalmus magnuspinnatus, 5741 nucleotides long. It is a transcript of the gene lingo4b, whose product is annotated as leucine rich repeat and Ig domain containing 4b. The record is from RefSeq and is a predicted model, not a curated record. Gene Ontology annotation, molecular function: protein binding. NCBI's taxonomy places the organism in Eukaryota, Metazoa, Chordata, Actinopteri, Gobiiformes, Gobiidae. The coding region runs from base 308 to 2119 and encodes 603 amino acids. The transcript has 3 exons.
GUAUAAGAGCCAUCUGCAAAGAGAGAGGGGACACAGGCAAACAGUGUGCAGCUUUGGGGGUUGUCAGUUCAGUCGACCACGAGAAUUGGAAGAGGUCCUCUAAGGGGCGUUUGGGAAUCCAUGGAUUUUGAUGGGAUUACUUGGAUCUUUCUUGGUUCGUCAUGAAACGGCACUUUGUUUUCUGCACUCCCAAGAUGCUAUUUUGCUGACAGAUCCAAAGUUCGACGGUGCAGGCGGGUCUGACAACAACUGGACUGCUGCUGGUUAUGAAAAUCUGCACUUUGAGAGAUAAACGUGUGGAGGAAAGAUGUUUGUGGAGUCGGUGGUCCGGUGGGGCGCUUGGAGCAUACUUCUCGCUGGCCUGGGUGUCUCCGGCGGGGGCUGUCCAUCUCGCUGCACAUGUCGCCCCGAGGCUAAAGAAGUCAUCUGCUCCGGCAAACAUCUGAACUCGGUGCCGGAGGGCUUUUCUAGCGAUGCCAAAAGACUGGAUCUGUCCUACAAUAAGCUCAAGACUGUGGGGCGGCGCCAGUUCUCCGGGUUACAGCUCCUUCAAGAGUUGGACCUGAGUGAUAAUCUAAUCUCCAUGAUGGAAGUGGAGGCUUUCCAGGGCCUUUCAAAUCUCAGGACUCUUCGGAUUAAAAAUAACCGCCUUAAGAUCAUUCCUGUCGGGGUGUUCUCAGGCCUCUCCAGUCUACGCUUCCUAGACCUGAGCCAAAAUGAGAUACUGGUCUUUCUUGAUUACACUUUCAAAGAUAUGUCAAACCUGCAAAUACUAGAAGCCACAGAAAAUGACUUGGUUUUCAUCUCCCAGCGAGCAUUCUUCGGACUUACAAACGUAGUAGAGUUGAAUUUAGAUCGCAGUAACCUGACGUCCAUUCCCACUGAGGCCCUGUCCCAGCUACCGAGCUUGACACGUCUAUGCAUGCUCCGCCUCACCAUCCCCUCCAUCCCCAAUAACGCUUUCCGGAGGUUACACCGACUUCGCAGCCUCGUCAUCUCCAGCUGGCCCUUUUUGGACAGUUUGGCAAGCAAUAGCCUCAUCGGACUCAAUUUGACCUCUCUUGUUAUCAGCAACUGCAACCUUAGCGAGAUCCCUUACCCAGCGCUCCGGCAUCUAGUUUAUUUGCGCUUUUUAGACUUGUCAUAUAACCCCAUCACGGUCAUCCAAAGAAAUCUACUUGGCGAUCUUCUUAGACUUCAGGAGUUACACCUAGCUGGGGGAAGCUUGGUACGGAUAGACCCAGGCGCCUUCAAAGGACUGACCAACUUCCGCAUGCUCAAUGUAUCGUCCAAUCAGCUUAGCACUUUGGAAGAGACUGCUUUCCAGGCAGUUGGGAACCUCCAGGUGCUGAGGUUGGAUGGGAACCCUUUGGCGUGCGAUUGCCGAUUACUUUGGGUGGUGUGCCGGAGGUUGAGAUUAAACUUUGACGGAUUCCAACCUACGUGUGUGUCUCCGGAUGCAGUGAGGCAACGGCAAUUCAGAGACUUUUCAGAAAAAGAGCUUCCGAGGCUGUUUACCUGCCGCCCGGCCAGAAUCCAGGAUCGACGACCUCAGGAGGCGAGAGUCGAGGAGGGCACUACGGUCCUAUUUUCAUGCAAAGCUGAUGGCGAUCCAGCUCCUGCCAUUACGUGGAUUUCAUCACAGAGGAAUGUCAUCUCUCCUACAGGACGAAUCCGAGUGUUGCCCAACGGUACCUUGGAAGUUCGCUAUGCCCAAGUUCAUGAUAGUGGUGCCUACCAGUGUCUUGCCGGUAACACCGCCGGUAAUGACAGCCUAACAGUUGGACUCUUUGUGAAAGGUGUCCCUCGAAACAGAAGUAUCCCAAUUUUCAUUGACGAAUCUUGGAUAGAACCAACACAUAUGACACAAACUGCAAACUCGUCCUCUCAAAUGGCCAAGCCCUAUCCGUUUGACGCAAAGACGCUUAUAAUCGCUACGACGAUGGGCUUCCUCUCCUUCCUCAGCUCGGUAGCCAUAUGUUUUGUCUUUAUGUUUUUCUGGAGUCAGAGUAAAGGACAAAUCAAGCACACUGCUACCAUUGACUUUGUACCCCGGUCUUCUAUGGGGGGAGGAGGGGAUGGAGGGGAUGGCGGAAGGUUCACAAUGAAACUUAUCUAAGGUCAAAAGUAUCUCGGACUACGUACUCUGAGAAGGACAGUGAAGGACACUUACUGUGAAUUCUGCCUAAUACAGAAUACAGAACUGGCUCAUCUCUGGAGUUUAGAACAGAAUGUUACUUAAAUGUGAGUUUUGUGUUUUCAGUGCAUGGUGUGGUAUAGAUCGAUCCAGUAUGAUUAGAAUUGGUAGUAAGUUGUAAGAAAUUAAGUACUUCCUCUUACAUCCUGGUUCUUUCUGGUACUUCGUUAUAUUUUGAUGACAGAGAAGGUGAAACUGCAAUGUCUCCCCAGUUGACUUCCAAAUUAAACUUCAAUAAACAAAAGCAAUGUUGUGAAUACCUUGGGAAAUCAAACAUUAUUAUUAUUUUUGGCGACUUGCAAAUAAAAGUCAAACAGAAAGAUAAGUUUAUGAUCUUUUUGCGACAGUGUGUCUGAGAAAUUCUUGGUUGGGUGGAUGGUAAUAAGAUAAAAGUAUUCUCAGAUGAACUCUGACACAUUGGAGUUAUAAAAAUGGCAGUGAAAGUGACACUUUUUACGGUAAUUUAAUAAUCAGCACAUCUGCCACUGUCCCUGCUGCCAGGAGCUGUAAAAGACAGACUGAAAGCCAGAAAAGUCUGUAACACACUAACCACAAAGACAGUGAAAAGCAUUAGUAACUUCACCUAGUAUUCUUAAAUGGUUAUAUUUAUACUUAUACUUACUGUACAUAUUACUAAGCUAUGAUUAACUUAAAUGCCAAAAAAGUUACUCAGCUUUUGACAAGAUUAAAUCAGUCAAAUUAUAUGGUGAACAGUUUUUACUCACAUAAACCUUUUUUUUUUUUUUUUUUUUUUUUUGCUUUAAACUAAAUCUCCUUGUAGCUUAACCUCUUUCUUUUGUCAAUUAAUUCACAACAUUGCAUCAGUCUGUUAGCAUCAUGUGGCAAAUUUAGGGUGACCAGAUCUUUAAAAAUACAAACUGGAACACACCCAGGUUGGGAUGGUUGGUAUAAAUAAAACUGUGAAAAGAAUGCUGUCCAUUCUCGACUCACUUGUGUCACUGUAUUUUGGCAAAACAAAUGACAAAAUAUAGCUCCCUUUACUGUUGGCGGGGAUCAUUGGUCAAAAAUAGCGAGACCUGAGACAUUUCUUGUAUAAAACUGGGACAAAUCACUGAUUUUGGAUAAAUCUACUGGGACAGGGGACACAGGUUUCAAAACUGUCCCGGAUAAACAGGGACAUCUGGUCACCUUAGGCUAAUUAGCUGCGCUGCUUCUUUCCAUUUUAACACAUUUUCAUAGGGCUACAUUAUUUUUGAUAUAUAAAUGUGAUUUAGUAGUGCAUAAGUACUUAGAUCUCCAAUGAAUUAUUAAAAAGCCAUACAAAAGCAAAAAUGUGUACAGUAUUUUAAACGAUGCUCCAUUGGCAGUGGAAAUCAGGGCUACUUAACUGUACUAACUGUGCCAUACUGUUUCGAACUAUGCCAUGCUAUUCAGUGGGAAUAAGUUCAGGUUGCGCUCAUGUUCUACAAUUUAAUGAUGUCAUAUUUUCAGAUGGAUGGCAGGGGCCUGUAGAACUCUAUGGGGAAAUCACUGUUUUUGAAAGAAAUAUCCAAAUUUAUGAUCCACACAUUUUCAACUAUAGUCAAGUUGCCGUAUUGGUCUCAUGGCUUAAAGUCCUUUCAGAUGACAACAUUCACGGCUUUACGGUUGGAUAAUGACACUGCUUUCUGAAGCUUUUCCACACAAUUUAUUACACUCUUGUUUAUUUGUGUUGACCGAGAAGAUGUUGAAUUUUGUGCCAAUUUAGUUUUCACGUGAAUAGUCCCAGUAAUUACAAGUAAACAGUUGGUCUACAGCAAAUUCUACCAUAGAAUUCUAAUCUGCCCCCGGCUCAAUUUAAAUAAAGGGAACGCAGUGAUGUAACAUGAACACAACCUAUUGAUAGUCUGCAGUGACAUCACGCUGGGGGUGUUCUACAUGUAUUUCCAUGAUGGAAUGUUCAGCGGUUACUAUUGUAGCACAGUGUCCACAUUAGCAAACACUAUCAAAAAGUUUUACGAUAGUGUGAAAACUAUACAAUGGAUUUAAACAACUAUUUUUCAGGAUCCUGUGAUCAAUACGAGCUUACAUAUUCCUGUUUAGGUGUUUGAGUUUAAACCAAAACGUGAGAGUGACUGAAAAAACUGUUGGCUAAUGCUAGCUAGCUUGGAACUGUAAUUGUAUGUGUGAGAGAUUUGUUUAACUGCACAAAAUCAGUGUAUGUAGUAUGCAGUAAUGUAGUUCGGACUAAUCCAGCCCCUUCUGAUCUGAUUGUCUUAAAAUAAACAUCAGAUCAGAAAGUCUAACAAGCCUCAGAUAGAGCAGUGCUUACAGUUAGCAUCACACCCCCAGGUAAUGUUGACGCAAUUGAACGGACUAGUUAAAAUGCCAUGAUCUUAGAAUAGAAGGCUAUUAGUGGAUUUUUCAUCACUAAUUUUAGAUUUAUUAACGCUUGCCUUGCUUAAGUGUGUUUUCUAUCUAAAUGUAGCAUGGGUAGGCAAAGAUUAGUUUUCAUAGACACAAGGAAAGGUUGAGAAUGAAUUCAGAUCCAUCUCUUUUGCAAUACAUCAGCUGCCAGUUAAUGCAUCAGUAUGCUAAGCCAAGAACACAGUUGUACUUUUGACCCUAGCUUCACUGCUAUUUCUGCCUCUUCAUGAGAAAUUCCCUAUUGGAAAGAGCAACUGUGUGUAAAAAAGCAUUAUGCAGAUAAAUACAGUCACCGAAGCUAACCUGAGUGGGAGACGAGAGAGCAGCUAGCAUAACACAGCACCAGUCAGGCAGUAGGCUAUAAGUUAAACGAAUGCUAAGAAGCGCUAAAGCUAACCAAUACAUUUUUGAGACAUCAUUUUAAAGUAUUUGCAAUAAGCAUGGUCACUGCCAGAAUGCAGGCAGCUUACCGACGUUCAUCCUGAUGUAUCCCCAGCAUGCUAACUACCGUAACGCUAACAUAUUUUUAAGACUUACUACCGAAGCAACGUUAAGGGAAACGUAGUAUAGAAAAUGUAUAUAGGAAUGUAUACUUUCGUAGCUCUGAAAGUAAGCUAGAAUCCCUGUUUUAACUUGCAUUUUUUGACAUCUUUGAUUUUUUUCGAGGGUUUUUUUUGUCAUUUUGAUAAACUUUUUUAUGUUUUUGGUUAAGACAAAAGGAACACAUCGCUCUGAAAAUGUGCCUCAGUAUCGAUAUAGAAACCACAGACACUGAAUGCUCACCUGAUUUGUCUCGUCAUGUAAAUAAAAGGUCAAGCGUUCAAUGUUAUUUCGAAGAUUUAUAGGGUAAAGUGUUCGAUCACUGGCCUCUUUUGAUAGACACUUACAAAAUAAAGUUUAUUACUGGCAUCUUACAUAUUAUAUUUUGCAAAAGACCAGUGUGUUUCCUGUUGGGUUACUCUGGUAAAUGGUUAAACCAAAUCCACAAAGAAUGACAAAAUAGUGACUUUUUAUCGCUCUUAAAACAGGCCACUGACCAAACACCUCCUUACACACAGGGUGGAACGUUUUUCCAAUAAAUGAGCUUGUGAAAAAACAAAAACACAUCCUGCAUUUAUUCACAGAUGGGUUUUGCUUUUCAUAAUGUUUUUAUUUGAUUAAAAGCAUUUCAAAUCUG